AUGCUCCGAGCCUCACUCAUCCUCUUGUCGCUUCUCGUCGGCGCGUCGCUUGGCGCCGACUAUGUCAGGGCGUGCUACUUCACCAACUGGGCAAAGUAUCGGCAAGGUCGAGCUCAAUACAACGUGACUCGCGACUACAUGCCCGGUCUCUGCACUCACAUUCUCUACGCUUUCGGCUGGAUGAGCAACACUUUCCAGGCAAUCAACAACGAUCCCACCGACUUGCCAACUAGCUGGGCCCCGGUCGGGCAAUAUGCGCAAGUGAACGCACUGAAAUCCGUGGACACGAAUCUGAAAACCCUGCUUUCAUUUGGUGGUGCCAGUUUCCCGUUGUGGCUCCUACAGCAAAUGGCCUCCACUUCAGCCAAUCGUCAGACUUUCAUUCAAUCGGCUAUCUCGUGGGUUCGGCAAAAUGGUUUUGAUGGGAUUGAUAUCGAUUGGGAAGUGCCACAAUUGUCCGACAAGGCUAACUAUGCGGCUUUUGUUACGGAGUUGAAAGCGGCGGUGACGGCCGAGGCUCAACAAAGCGGAAAAGCGCGUUUGUUAGUGACAGCGGCGGUAGCAGCGGGAAGCUCGAAUAUGGUCGGAUAUGAUAUGACGACGAUGGGAAACGCUCUCGACUACGUCUUCUUGAUGAGCUACGACUUUUGGGGCGCCUGGUCAAAUCAACUCGGAAUGAACGCCCCAUUGUACCCGGCAAGCACGCAAACGUCGCCCAACAAUCAGUACAAUGUGCAAUGGGCCGCAAACGCUUGGGUGACGGGUGGUAUCCCGAAAUCGAAGCUCGUCAUCGGUAUGCCAGCUUAUGGAAGAGGAUGGACAUUAGCGAAUGCACAGAGCAUCCAACUGGGUGCCAGUGGAAAUAACCCAGCGCCUGCUCAACCGUUCACCCAAGAAGCCGGGAUUGGAGCCUACUUUGAGGUGUGCAAUCUCUUGGCAGCACCUGGAGCUCAACGGUACUUCCAAAGCCAGAUGGAUGUCCCGUAUUUGGUGUCCGGUGGACAGUGGUGGUCGUACGAUGAUGUGGAAUCGUUUAACGACAAGCUCAACUACAUCAAAACGAAUGCUUUUGCCGGAGCAAUGGUUUGGGCGUUGGAUCAAGAUGAUUUCAAUGCACAAUGUCCGGGAGCUAAUGGCGUCUACUAUCCAUUGAUCGGCACAAUUGCGCAGAGUCUAGCUGGAAUCAACAUCAAAGGACACAAUGGGCCAGUUCAACCAGUUCAACCAGUUCAAUCAGUUCAAUCAGCCUCAUCCACCAAAGCAUCAGUUGUCUCGACGAAAUCCCCAUUCAAGACUCAACCACCAGCAGCAGUCACCACUCAAAAAGCGUCACAACCAUCAACUGGUUUCUCAUGCACGGGCGUGGUUGAUGGCUUCUACGCGGAUCCAUCGAGUUGUGCUUCGUACAUUUGGUGUCUCCAGGGUGUCCCAAAUCGUUUCACUUGUCAGCCCGGUCUCCUCUACGAUUCGUCGUUGAAAUCGUGCAAUUGGGCCGCGCAAGUGACGUGC
Messenger RNA from Mesorhabditis belari, 1509 nucleotides. NCBI's taxonomy places the organism in Eukaryota, Metazoa, Nematoda, Chromadorea, Rhabditida, Rhabditidae. The record is from the annotation of a GenBank genome assembly.